GCUAGUACCGUGCAUCUGCUGGAACGAAUUUGUGUAUAAAUAUAAUGGACCGAGUUCCAAAAUAUUGCACAUCUCACCAGUCUCCAAACUAAAGCUACCAAGAUGAGAACCUUUAUUCUUCUAACCCUGUUAGCCCUUGUUGCUUGUGCUUAUGCAGGCGGGUAUGGUGGUGGCGGAGGAGGAUAUGGCGGCGGUGGAGGAGGAGGAUAUGGUAAAGGAGGAUAUGGCGGCGGCGGAGGAGGAUAUGGUAAAGGAGGAUAUGGCGGCGGAGGAAGAGGUGGGGGAGGCGGAUACGGAGGUAAAGGAUACGGCGGAGGAGGUUAUGGCGGCGGUCGCGGUGGAGGUGGAUAUGGAGGCGGCGGCGGUUAUGGAGGAAAACGAGGUGGUGGCGGCGGCGGUUAUGGAGGCGGUGGAUACGGUGGUGGCCGUGGAGGAGGUUAUGGUGGCAAAGGUUAUGGCGGAGGUGGCGGAGGAGGCGGCGGUUAUGGUGGAAAAGGAUAUGGAAAAUAAGUCUAUCAUUUGAAGACAUAUUAAAAAUAGAUCACAA
Messenger RNA from Mytilus trossulus (common blue mussel), 547 nucleotides. RefSeq names its product acanthoscurrin-1-like. Bases 103 to 510 code for a protein of 135 amino acids. The transcript has 3 exons. NCBI's taxonomy places the organism in Eukaryota, Metazoa, Mollusca, Bivalvia, Mytilida, Mytilidae. The record is from RefSeq and is a predicted model, not a curated record.